Nilaparvata lugens (brown planthopper) is the source of this 2729-nucleotide messenger RNA. It is a transcript of the gene magu, whose product is annotated as SPARC-related modular calcium-binding protein 1. The transcript is spliced from 14 exons. Gene Ontology annotation, molecular function: calcium ion binding; heparin binding; protein binding. The record is from RefSeq and is a predicted model, not a curated record. Gene Ontology annotation, biological process: extracellular matrix organization. Lineage: Eukaryota; Metazoa; Arthropoda; Insecta; Hemiptera; Delphacidae. Gene Ontology annotation, cellular component: basement membrane. The coding region runs from base 125 to 1864 and encodes 579 amino acids.
GAGUGACUCGCGCCAGGCCGCCAGCGCCAGUUCAAACUCCGAUCCUGUUCCUGAACGGUCUCAUUUCUUUUUUUCUCUCUUCGUUCGUUCCGUUUUCGAGCUCAUUCGUCGCGCUGAUCUCGAGAUGUUUGUGUCGGUGUGCGCGUGGUGCUUGGUGUGUUUGUGUGUGUCGUCGUCAGUGCUGGUCUUGGGUUCGAGUCCUCCUCCGCUGGACAUUAUCUCCAGCCCUGCAAACUCGACCACUGAUAAUGAUAGCAGUGUGAACAUUGUUACCAGCAGACCUGUCAGGGACGGCCAAACGAGGAUAGAGCAGUGCGAAGCGCGGCAGGCUGAGAUGCGAGAGCGUGCAAAUCGACCGCGACUGAGGCCGCGACCUGUAUGCGGCACCAACGGACAGACGUACGCCUCACGUUGUCAUCUAGUGAGGGCUGCCUGUCAAGGGGGCCUCCUCAAGGGGAGCGCAGUCUCCUCCACCCCUCGGCGGCAGCUCAAAGUCAAGCAUCGCGGACGGUGCAGAGAGCGACAACCGUGUCGAUCGAGGGGCGGGGCCUGCCUCCCUGAUGGCAGAUUCGCACCCGUCCAAUGCCACCCGGGCACAGGGUACUGCUGGUGUGUCACACCCAAUGGCAAACCUAUUCCCAACACAACCAGGCGCAACCGCCGACCCAAGUGCAAGGCUAGGAGACCAAAAACAAGAAGAGGUGGCACAGAGGUGCGAGGGAGAAAGAUGAUGAAAGAUUGUAGCCGAGUGGAUCGAUCAGCUUUUGUGACAAAUUUGGUGAGGAUAUUCAGCACCGACUAUCAGAAAGACAAUCCUGAUGGAGAAGCGUCGGAAGAAAUAGUGCUAGAUUGGAAGUUCGGGCAACUGGACGUAGAUCGGUCGGGCUUCCUGAGUCGCGACGAAUACGCCGAGGUGCGUCGACUGGUGCGUCGUGUCGCGCGACCCAGACGCUGCUCACGAGCGUUCGCCAAACUGUGCGACCUUGACCGCGACCUUCGCAUCGCACGACAUGAGUGGACGGCCUGUCUGGCGCUGCAUCUCAACCUUCCUUUUCGUUUGUUCCUUUCGCUGAACCCAGCCGAACCAGGCGUGGCGCCUACUGAUGAUGACGUCAUCACACCCCAAGGGGUGGGGGAAGCACCCGACGGAGGGGAUGGGUCUGAGGGGGAUGACGGAUUCUCAGGAGUGUUACAGGAAGGAACCAUGCCUCUAAUGGAGACUGGUGCUCAUUCACUCUUGGGAGAAGACGGUCCUGACAACCAAGACGAUUCUGAGCCUGAAGCCAACAACUGCUUGUCCGACCAAAGAACGGCCCUUGACGAACAAAAACUGGGCACUGAAGAAAUGUACGUGCCAGAGUGCACUCAAGAUGGCAGGUACGAGAAAGUGCAAUGCUACAAGUCAACAGGUUAUUGUUGGUGUGUUCAUGAGGACACUGGCAAGCCUAUACCAGGCACAUCACUGAAAGAUUCCCACCCCAAAUGUGACUCAGUUCAAGCUCCUUCCCGACCCAUGAAAGGAUGUCCUGAAUUCAAGAAACAAGCAUUUUUAAAAGAUCUCAUGGAGUACUUGAUGCAGUCAGGGGCAGCACAGAAAAUCAAUAUUAUGGUGCUAGAGCGCAAAGAAUGGAAGGCGUUCAGAGCAGUGGUGGGGGCGCAACGCAAACUGCGCCCCUGUGGCAAGAAGUUGCCUCGCUAUUGUGACGUCAACCACGACAAGCGAGUCAGCCUGACAGAGUGGCUCAGCUGUCUACACGUCAACAAAACUGCCAAACCCAUUCCUGCAGAUAACAUGAUAAGUUCUACAGCAAGUCCACGGAGAAGAGGGAUUAAUCCUUUAGACGUUUAUUUGAAGGAAGAUUAGCCGUGAACGAUUCUUCGAAGACUAGGCACUUGAUUGUACAGUAGGCUACAAUGGACAUCCCUGUGAUUUGACUCAUUGUUGAGCACGACUGUACAGUGUCCAUUUGCAAGGAACGUGACUGUACAGAAUUUCAAGCAAUUUACCCAAAUACAUGUAUUCCAGGUACCUUGGUUCCAAGUUUGCAAGGAUCGUGACUAUACAGUGCUCAAGUUUGUGAGGCACCAGAGUGUACAGUGCUUAUUUUCAUAGACACCAGAGUGUACAAUGUACUUCUUCAUCAAGCACCUGAGACCAGACUAUACAUUGGUAAUGAUAAGUGAUGUACCAAACUGUACAAUGGUCAUGUUUGUAAGUGUAAGGUAUAUUACGAUUGUACAAAAUGUUCAUAGCAUAGGUGGGCUAAGCCUGUUGAUCCUUCCCCAAUCAUUUCAAUGGAUUGUGAAUAAUUCAAGUAAUAAAUUAAUGUUUUUUUAUAUAAGGCACCAGACUAUAAUACAGUGUUGAGGUAACAACCUUAACGGCAUUUGUCUGUACAUUUCACUUUUUGUGUACGUAGUUGAGAAGUUGAUAUUGUGGUAAUUAAUCAUAUUGAAUGAAAAAAAAACUAAGAAAUUGUCAAAAAACCACAGAUUUAUUGAUACUUAGAAAGAGCGGUUUCGGUUAUUACACCAUUGUCAAUCUCUGAUAAACUAAUUAGGUUUUUGACAAUUUCUUAGUCUUUUUCAUUCAAUCUGUACAUUUAUUGUAAUAUGUGGCGAGUGUGUGUGUGUGUGUCGUAUGAAGAUCCAUGAUCAAUCAUAAAUCAAUAUAAACUUACUGUAUGUCCAAAACGCAGCUAAUGACAUAAAAAUUAUUACAAUUUUGA